This is a messenger RNA of Ostrinia furnacalis (Asian corn borer), 761 nucleotides long. It is a transcript of the gene Coq7, whose product is annotated as ubiquinone biosynthesis protein COQ7, mitochondrial. Gene Ontology annotation, cellular component: nucleus; mitochondrial inner membrane. Gene Ontology annotation, molecular function: 3-demethoxyubiquinol 3-hydroxylase activity. Gene Ontology annotation, biological process: regulation of gene expression; determination of adult lifespan; regulation of reactive oxygen species metabolic process. The record is from RefSeq and is a predicted model, not a curated record. The transcript is spliced from 4 exons. NCBI's taxonomy places the organism in Eukaryota, Metazoa, Arthropoda, Insecta, Lepidoptera, Crambidae. The coding region runs from base 133 to 711 and encodes 192 amino acids.
UUGACAUAACAAAAGUAAACAAGUUCAUUUUGUUGUUCAAAUUACGUGUUUAUUUAUUUUUAAAUUUAUAAACUACGUGGUUUUUAAACUCACGAUCGACAAAAUUAAAGUGGCGUGAAAUUUUUGCGGAGCAUGAUGCGUCCGAGAGUGACGUUGCAGCACGUCAGGCUGGCCCACUCGGCUAGCUGGCAAAAGAAUCCCCAUCUAGAUAAAAUAAUCCGCGUGGACCACGCGGGCGAGCUAGGCGCGGACCGUAUCUACGCGGGACAGAUGGCGGUCCUUGGGAACACGGCCGAGGGCCCGCUCAUACAGCACAUGUGGGACCAGGAGAAGAAGCACCGAGAGAAGUUCGAGGAGCUGAUCAACAAACACCGGGUUCGGCCGACUGUGCUCACGCCUAUAUGGAAUGUGGCUGGAUUCGCUUUAGGAGCUGGUACCGCAUUACUCGGCAAAGAGGCGGCGAUGGCGUGUACCGUCGCCGUCGAGACCGUCAUAGUCGACCAUUACAACGACCAAUUACGCACGCUCAUGGAAGACCCGACCAUAGACAAGGAGAUCCUCGAAACCAUCACCAAGUUCCGAGACGAAGAGCAGGAGCACCACGACACGGGCAUCGACCAUGGAGCGGAACAAGCGCCCUUCUACAAAGCGCUCACAGAAGUCAUUAAAACAGGCUGCAAAGUCGCCAUAGAGAUAUCCAAGAGAAUUUAGCUAGGUAAAACAAAAUAUAGUCUAUUAUUAGAAUAAACAAGUAUUAGUUA